GAGGUUCAGUGUAUUCAUGUCCACGUGGUCUGACUCUGUUCUUCCCAAAUGAAGAGGAAAUCUAUAUUAGUGGCUAUCAGGUGCUAAAGGGAGGACAUAGGCUGAGUCUGCCGCAAACAGUGCGCAAUGUUUUCAUUGAGCGUUUGGCUGACUACAUCCUGGUGAAGAGCACAUUUGGCUUCUCUCUGGCAUGGGACGGGAGCUCUGGAGUCUACCUCAAAAUGACUGAAGCGCACAAAGGAAGGCCUUGUGGUCUGUGUGGAAACUAUAAUGAUGACGGAUCGGAUGAUCUCAGCAGCAGCCGCGGUAUAGUCUCUGACGACAUUGCUGGUUUUGGGAACAGCUGGGCAGUAAAUUUGCCUCAAGAGAGACCCUGUCCUGAGGUCGAUGAUGAUUUCCCUGGACCUUGCUCAUCUGAGUCUGAUAUGGAUGAUGCCAUUGAGAAGUGCAGUGCAUUGCUUUUCUUUCCUUUCAUCUCCUGCCAUGAGAACAUUGACCCAAAUCCAUUUGUUGCCAGCUGUGUUUCGGACAUGUGUGUAUCAGAUGAUGAGGAGACAUUUUGUCGGACUCUUGUUGAGUACACCAGGGCCUGUUCUCAUGUGGGAUACCCCGUCAGAGAAUGGAGGGACAGUUUUCCUACAUGCGCGGACGGAUGUGAGGAUAGUUUUGUCCACAGAGACUGUAUCAGCUGCUGCCCACCUACAUGCACGUUCGAGAAGGAGUGUUUAGGCACCAAUCUACACUGUCUGGAUGGAUGCUACUGUCCAGAUGGUAAGACCAAUAAUCAGAUGCCUAAAUGA
Messenger RNA from Carassius auratus (goldfish), 800 nucleotides. Its product is annotated as otogelin-like protein. The transcript is spliced from 6 exons. The coding region runs from base 222 to 800 and encodes 192 amino acids. Lineage: Eukaryota; Metazoa; Chordata; Actinopteri; Cypriniformes; Cyprinidae. The record is from RefSeq and is a predicted model, not a curated record.